AGUGCAAGUUAAUGGAAAUAUGCCCUCGUUCCUCUUAGAUGACAACAGCAGUUCGUCUGAUGAAGCAACGGCCUCGACCUCAAAAGAGCAGCAGAAGACCAAGAGUUUCUCCUGCGUCACCUGCGGGAGGACCUUCAGCAAACAGGGCAAUUUAGCACGACACCAGAGAAAACACACAGAACAGAAAGACUUCACCUGUAAGACCUGCAACGUCAGCUUCCCUUCCCUAAAAGACAGAAGAGCUCAUGUAAAAGAGCACAAGGUGAAGAAGGAGUUUCGCUGUGAGCAGUGCGGGAAGGUUUCCUUCACUUCGGGGAAUCUGAAGAUCCACAUGAAGACACACACCGGCGAAAAACCUUUCCACUGCAGCGAGUGCGACAAGUAUUUCAGCACCAAACAAUCUCUAAUGGUUCACAAGCGAAUCCACACGGGGGAGAAGCCAUACAAGUGUGAUCAUCUGAGGUUGAAUCAUUUCUACUCGGGAGGAGGAGGACACCUUGUGGCUGAGGUAUAUCUCACACUGUGGCCAGGAAAGCAGUCGAGAAGGAGGUGAAGUCUCUAGACAUGA
Carassius auratus (goldfish) is the source of this 568-nucleotide messenger RNA. RefSeq names its product gastrula zinc finger protein XlCGF71.1-like. The transcript is spliced from 2 exons. Bases 20 to 553 code for a protein of 177 amino acids. Gene Ontology annotation, biological process: regulation of gene expression. Lineage: Eukaryota; Metazoa; Chordata; Actinopteri; Cypriniformes; Cyprinidae. The record is from RefSeq and is a predicted model, not a curated record. Gene Ontology annotation, cellular component: nucleus.